Messenger RNA from Setaria italica (foxtail millet), 2745 nucleotides. RefSeq names its product potassium transporter 21. The record is from RefSeq and is a predicted model, not a curated record. The transcript is spliced from 10 exons. NCBI's taxonomy places the organism in Eukaryota, Viridiplantae, Streptophyta, Magnoliopsida, Poales, Poaceae. Bases 67 to 2484 code for a protein of 805 amino acids. Gene Ontology annotation, cellular component: membrane. Gene Ontology annotation, biological process: potassium ion transmembrane transport. Gene Ontology annotation, molecular function: potassium ion transmembrane transporter activity.
ACAGCCUACUACAUGUAGACAACAACAAGCAAGAGUGGUGCAGAAUUAAGGCAGAAGGAGAUUGCAAUGGUUCUAGCUGCCGAGAGAGAUGGCCAGUUUGAGGUCAUCGACAUCGAGAGCGGCCUCGAUGGAGCGUUCUCCAUCGUCGACCGGCAGGACUCGCUGUUCCGGGAGGCGGUGAGGGGUCAUCACCACCGUGCUGGUGAAGGUCACUCUGAACAGGAUAGCUGGUGGAGGACGCUGCGGCUGGCGUUCCAGUGCGUCGGCAUCCUGUACGGCGACGUCGGGACGUCGCCGCUGUACGUGUACUCGACCGCCUUCGACCACGGCGUCGGGCACCCCGACGACAUCCUGGGGGUGCUCUCCCUCAUCAUCUACAGCUUCAUGCUCUUCACCGUCAUCAAGAUCGUCUUCGUCGCCCUCCACGCCAACGAUGACGGGGAUGGAGGAACAUUUGCACUCUACUCUUUGAUUUCGAGGCACGCCAAGGUCAGCCUGAUCCCUAACCAUCAGGUCGAAGAUGAGCUGGUCUCGAGUUACAGCAGACACGGGAAGCCGUCGGCGACGCUGAGGAGAGCUAACUGGCUGAGGCAUUUGCUUGAGACAAGCAAGUCAGCCAAGAUUUCGCUCUUCCUCCUUACCAUCCUUGCGAUCGCGAUGGUCAUCAGCGACGCUGUUCUAACUCCUCCUAUUUCGGUACUGUCAGCUGUAAGUGGGUUGAAGGAAAAGGUGCCUGAUUUGACAACAGAUCAAAUUGUAUGGAUCACCGUCGCAAUUUUGAUAGUUCUGUUCGCUAUCCAGCGCUUUGGAACCGACAAAGUUGGCUACUCGUUCGCACCAAUCAUACUGCUGUGGUUGCUUCUGAUCGGAGGAGUCGGGCUCCAUAACCUGAUCAAAUAUGAUGUUGGCGUCUUGAGGUCGUUCAACCCAAAAUACAUCAUUGACUAUUUCAGGAGAAACAAGAAGGAAGGAUGGGUCUCGCUUGGUGACAUCCUCCUUGUUUUCACAGGAACGGAAGCUCUUUUUGCUAAUUUGGGUUACUUCAGCAUUAGAUCCAUUCAGUUAAGCUUUAGCUUUGGGUUACUGCCAUCUAUAUUGCUUACUUACAUCGGGCAAGCAGCAUACUUAAGGAAGCAUCCAGAACACUUUGCUGAUACUUUCUAUAGAUCAGUUCCAAGCACUCUGUUUUGGCCUACAUUUAUCUUGGCGAUCGCGGCAUCCAUCAUCGGAAGCCAAGCAAUGAUCUCAUGUGCUUUUGCAACUGUUUCACAUUUACAAACACUCAGUUGCUUUCCGAGGGUUAGGAUACUGCACACAUCAAAGCGAUUUUACGGACAACUGUAUGUUCCUGUAGUCAACUUACUGUUGUGCGUAGCUGCUUGUCUCGUGACUGUCAGUUUCAAGACAACCACCAUUAUCGGAAAAGCCCAUGAAAUCUGUGUGAUCCUCGUGAUGAUCAUCACAACACUGCUGAUGACAAUCGUGAUGCUCUUGGUCUGGAAAAUCAGUAUUUGGUGGAUUGCACUCUUCUUCGUCAUAUUCAUUCCAAUAGAGUCUGUUUACCUAUCAUCGGUGUUAUACAAGUUUACCCAUGGACCAUAUGUGCCAGUUGCUAUGUCGGCAGUCUUGAUGGUGGUGAUGAUCGUUUGGCACUAUGUACAUGCCAAAAGGUACAAGUAUGAGCUGAAGCACACCUUGUCCCCUAACAAGGCUAGAGAACUGCUUGAGCACCAUGAUCUGAAGAGGGUCCCCGGAGUUGGGCUAUUCUACACUGAGCUAGUGCAAGGCAUCCCACCCAUAUUCCCUCACCUCAUCGAGAAGAUCCCGACCAUUCACUCGGUCCUUAUCUUUGUCUCCAUCAAGCAUUUGCAUGUUCCCCAUGUCGAUGCUUCUGAGCGCUUCCUCUUCCGGCAAGUGGAGCCGAAGGAGUUCAAGGUAUUUCGAUGUGUGGCACGGUAUGGGUACCGGGACUCCCUUGAUCAGGAGGCUGAAGGCUUCGUCCUCGCGCUUGUUGAGUCUCUCCAGUAUUACAUAAGAGAUGUCAAUCUCUACUCUGCAGAUGAGAUUCAGAAUAUUAGCUAUCCGAUUUCUCGCGAUCAGAGCUUAUCUCGGGAGAAGCCUUCUGGACGGCAUGCCAUCUAUGCUGAGGAGAUGAUCACACCAAUCCAAUCCUUUUCUGAGCUCACAACACUGUCAAAUGGUGUGAGCAAUCGUCUACCACAGUUUCAGGUAUCAAAGAUGAAUAUUGCGGAGUUAGCGAAGAUCGAGGAGGAACAGAAGUUCAUCCAAAGAGAAACAGAGAGAGGUGUGGUGUACAUACUUGGAGAGACUGAGGUGGUGGCAAGGCCUCAGUCCUCGCUCCUUAAGAAGAUUGUUGUCAACUACAUAUACUCCUUCCUAAGGAAGAACUUCAUGCAAGGAGAGAAGAUGCUAUCGAUUCCCCAUGGCAAGCUACUGAAAGUUGGAAUCUCAUACGAAAUUUGAUGGUUUAUUCGUAUGCCAAACUGUCAAAACGUUGGGAACUGAAAGAAGCAAAGCUAGGAUCUGGGUAUACUUGUGCAUGCAGGGUUGAUCUGUAAGAUAAUUGUACGAUAAUGUAACGUGUAGAUCAAGAGUCAACAGGAUGCUAUGAUGCUGCACAUGGACAAAUUUGGCUGAGUGUGGCUAGCAUUCGUGUGCUCUAGAAAUGUGCAUAUUAUUUUAAUGUCGCAUAUCUAUUUUUUUUAUGAAUACAUUGUGUGUGUA